AUGACGGUGUCUCUUGACAGUUUAUUCCUUACACUUAUUAUAUUCCUCACGAGGCUAUGCAGCGUCUCGACCGCUCACGUGGUACCCCUUGAGGCCAGCAAGGAUCCCGAAAAUAUCACGCCAGGGAGGCAAAUCUCCCAGGAACUAUUUGACUCUAUUGAGGAGCUGGCUCAUAUUGUCGAUAUCGCCUACUGCAUUGGGACUACUGGCAUUAGAAAGCCGUUCCAAUGCCUCAGUCACUGUGAUGAGCUAAAAGGGUUUGAACUAAUCAACACAUGGCAUACAGGUCCCUUUCUCUCUGAUUCCUGCGGCUACAUCGCCCUCUCGCAUCCCCCCUCACCGAAGCGAAUCAUAGUCGCUUUCCGCGGUACAUACUCAAUCCCGAACGCAAUAGUUGACCUUUCCAUGUAUCCCCAGGAAUACAUACCGUUUUCCCCAGGCAACGAUACUGACGGCGAUGCACCGAAGUGCGAGGACUGUUGGGUCCAUUUAGGCUUCAUGAACGCAUGGCGUUUAACCCGCGCAACAAUCCUAGACACCAUCUCCGCAGCAAGAGACCAAUACCCUGAUUACGCUCUAACCCUAGUAGGCCACUCUCUCGGCGGCGCAGUUGCCGCUCUCGCAGGAACAGAAAUGCAGCUCCGCGGAUGGGAACCCGUCGUGACGACUUUCGGGGAACCAAGGGUAGGGAAUAAGGCGUUUGUCGACUAUCUAGACACCGUGUUCCGCCUGGAAUCUGGCAAUGAGCGGGUGUGGAAAUUCCGCCGGGUGACGCAUGUGAAUGACCCUGUACCCCUAAUCCCGCUUACAGAAUGGGGCUACGAGAUGCACAGCGGAGAGAUUUAUAUUGACCGCGUUGAGCUUCCAUUUUCUGUUGACGAUGUCAGGUACUGCCAGGGCGGGUCCGAUCCAAACUGCAUUUCAGACGCGGAGGGGAAGAGCACAACUUUCUCCCCAUAUAGCUCGCAGGGCUUUGAUCUCUCCGAAUCCAACAUGGAGCAGCAAGUCCUUUCGCGCUCGCCGCACCAGUCGAAGGAUCAGCAACAGGAGAAUGAGAAGGGAGCUUUUCCAUAUCUGGAAUCCCAGAGUACCUCGUGUCUGCCAUGGGGUAUACUUCCACCUAGGUUUCGACUGUGGGAGCUAUUCUACUCUCAUCGUGACUACUUUAUUCGUUUGGGGCUUUGCGUUCCCAAGGGAGAUUUGUCAGGGGGGUGA
This is a messenger RNA of Aspergillus nidulans FGSC A4, 1215 nucleotides long. RefSeq names its product lipase family protein. The coding region runs from base 1 to 1215 and encodes 404 amino acids. Gene Ontology annotation, biological process: lipid metabolic process. Lineage: Eukaryota; Fungi; Ascomycota; Eurotiomycetes; Eurotiales; Aspergillaceae. Gene Ontology annotation, molecular function: feruloyl esterase activity. The transcript has 2 exons. The record is from RefSeq and is a predicted model, not a curated record.